AUGGAUUAUGAUUAUACUAUUACUUAUGCGCAAAAAUCACUGGAUUCAACUAUGCCAUGGAUAGGCAUGUAUAUUGCAGCAGCUUCUGCCGUCUGCACACUUGCCAUGGCGGCCGAUGCUUUCAUUGGCUUCAGAAGCAACAAGUAUUGGCUUCCGUGUAAGUAUUUCUCUCUCAACGCUUUCUCCCUCACACUCUUAGCAGUAGCCAUGAAACUGCCAAUAGAUCUAACAAAUGUGGACGUCACCUACCGUGAUAAAUACGCAAGGAUUGGCAGCGUUGUUUUGAUGUCGACUGCUAUGAGUAAUUUCAUGACAUCUUUGGGUUCCAUGGAGAAUAACGAAAUUGUAGUAAACAUGGCAGCGUUAGGCAUUCUUGUCAUCACUAUUGCUGCAAAUGUAAUCAUUCAUCUUGCUCAGAUGCAGAGCUCUGUAACUAGAGUGUUGCUGCCCGAAGUGGUUAUGUCUGUUGUCAUCAUGUUUUCCUUCCUUUCAACAUUAUGUUGUGUGUCACUGAUGGCUCCGGGAGCCAAAAGAUAUAUAGGAUUGAAGUAUGAUGAAAUGCACGAAUCAGUUUCGAAUAGACAAGUAGAGUGGGGAAGGUUUAGUGUUGAUGAAGUUGAAAAUAUGGUGAAAGCGUAUUGGGUGAUGGCUCAAACUAGCAGAUCCCAAUUCGUUCUCGCAAGGUCUGCCAUUUCUUGUAUAUCAGGACUCUUGUGUCUUUUCAUAGCUCUAUUGUUGGUAGAAGCUCGGUUUGCAAAUAGACUUUUGUUCCAUUGGUAUAUCCAAAAUAUUAAGGGGAGAAGUGAAUCAGACUAUGGCUGGUCUGUCGGCUGGAUUUUAAACACUCAGUCAAUAGGAGUGGCAAUGGGAACUAUUGCUCCUCUGUUGAGAUGGUUCGUUGCUUCAUGGCUAAAGAUUUCUGAGACGGAGCGAAGGAGCUUCAGAGAUGAACUCGAGGUUGAGAAAUACUGGACUUGGAGGCUAGUGGAGUGGAGAGACAGAUCACUUCCUUUUCAACUUCCAAACCGCUUAUGCAAGAAGCUUUUUCGUGAUGCAAGAAGAUCUUUUCUGAAUUUCUGCAUCCGAGGUCAGAUUCUCUUUGUUUCAGCUGCAAAAUUGGUUUUAUUCCUCUCUGCUAGACUUGGUAGUGCAGUUUUCUUGCGUUUCUGCAAAACUAAAGGAUCUGUUUUAGCGGGAGGACACAAAUCAAAGGAAGGAGAACACGCGGAUUUCAGGCAAUAUGUUCUUCUACUUGAAGGUGAGCCACAGUUGCCUUAUAAAAUCCUCCACAACAUCUGCAACGAGGCGGAUAAGUUGAUACAAAUAGGCGAAAAAAGACAGCCCGAGAAUCUGAUCCAACUUUUCAAGAAAUCUUCAAACUUCUGUGGGGUGGGACGAUUCGACAGCAGCCACGUUCCAAGUUUGCAUUCUCAAGAACCUCCAAAUUGCUGGUCUCUGCCCGUGGUGACUUUGACGGCCAUUUCACUUGCUCUUACUUAUGACAAGGCCAUCCAGUUAUUGAAGUGUGUGAGUGAGGGCUUUCCUAUUGUGAAGCUUAUCGAGGAAACUCUAGACAGAACCAGAGAGUUAGAAAACAUGAGAAAUGUAGCGGAUGUGGUUUGGGAUGAAGUUGAAAAUAACAAGAAAUGGGAUGGAGAGGAUUUGAAGAGCAUGAGAGUGAGAGGCACAGCGUGCAAGGAAACACUCCAAAACCUUUCUAACAGGGCAGGAAAAACCGUGACAGAUUUUUUGGCUCAAGCGAAUGAUAUUCUAAUGCAGAACCCUCUGAAUUGGCCUCGUAGAGUUAUUGCUGCUAUUUCAAUGUACAGGAUUUCUCAAACGAUCUUACUAGGAAUUGGAGAUGGCGAGCACCAAGAUGAUGACGAGCUAUUUGAGAGUAUAUCGAUCACCAUCUCAGAUAUACUAGCAGCGUGCCUCACGAAUCUAGUGCAGGUCAUCAGGUUAAAGUGUCACAGAAACGACAUCAGAGAAAGGGAGGAUAGUGUGAGGCGAGCAGUGAUUCUUCUUGGUGAGAGCAAAGAGAUUCUUAAAAUUCUGCAGCUGCGUGUGCUUCCGAGUUUGGAUGUGGAGAAAGCUGCUAAGAUUGACGAGUGGAGGGCAUCCAUGGCACUGGAUCAUAUAGUAUAG
This is a messenger RNA of Salvia splendens (bonfire salvia), 2148 nucleotides long. RefSeq lists its product as uncharacterized. The transcript has a single exon. The coding region runs from base 1 to 2148 and encodes 715 amino acids. The record is from RefSeq and is a predicted model, not a curated record. Lineage: Eukaryota; Viridiplantae; Streptophyta; Magnoliopsida; Lamiales; Lamiaceae.